Messenger RNA from Dinoponera quadriceps, 3517 nucleotides. RefSeq names its product decaprenyl-diphosphate synthase subunit 1 (gene qless). Gene Ontology annotation, cellular component: transferase complex; mitochondrion. The record is from RefSeq and is a predicted model, not a curated record. Lineage: Eukaryota; Metazoa; Arthropoda; Insecta; Hymenoptera; Formicidae. Gene Ontology annotation, biological process: ubiquinone biosynthetic process; isoprenoid biosynthetic process. The coding region runs from base 125 to 1474 and encodes 449 amino acids. The transcript has 8 exons. Gene Ontology annotation, molecular function: prenyltransferase activity.
CCUCGCGAAAACCUCCGUGAGCUCCGGUGAAAAAGUGACCCACCACCGGUGAAAAGAGAGCCCCGUGCUCUGGUUUUUCCAGUCAGAGAUUCGGAUAACACAGUGCGCCUAGGAUAAUAAAGGGAUGGAGGGGCGGAGCGUGACGCUCGUGAGCGGUGGUGGGAACGAGCGGAUAGUUGGGAGAAGUGUCGGAAAAGAGCCAGACAGCUCGGUCAGUCGGUGGAGUCCGCUCACUACAGUCCUCGCUAUGGCGUGUAUAGCGUCGGGUAGGCUCUGUGCUCGUGCGGAGAAACUGUGCCAGUUCGGACAUUUCGCCCAAUUACGGAGGGAAGUUACGACGACUACGUGCGCGAAAUCACGGCUAGCAGUCGGCCGAACGUGCGGCGCGCUCCUGCAACGAUGCCAGAGCAAAGCGAACACACCAGACUGCAGGAUAGGCCUCGCGAGAGCGACGAGCACUAUGCAAACGCAGAUGCCCGGCUCUCGGUCCGAUUACCAAAUCGAUCCUUACAGGGUUAUCGAGGACGACCUUAAGGACUUAUUCGAAAACAUACGAAAGGAACUCAUCAAUGCGACGACACAGAAAGAUUUACAUCCCUUAGUUGUAUACUAUAUGGACGGCCAAGGGAAGGCGUUGCGACCCAUGUUGUCCAUACUGAUGGCACGAGCUAUCAAUUAUCACAAGGGAAGCGAUGUCCUCUCGUAUUCGCAGCAGCGAAUAGCGAUGAUCUCCGAGAUGGUGCACGUCGCUUCCUUGUUGCACGACGACGUGAUCGAUCAAUCGAAUUUCCGCCGAGGCAAACCAUCGGUGAACAUCGUUUGGAGCCAAAAGAAGGUCGCAGUAGCGGGAGAUUUUAUCUUGGCGGUCGCCUGCAUGAUACUCGCCAGAAUUCAAAACGACGACGUGACUAUCACUAUGAAUCAGAUCAUCACCGACUUGGUGCAAGGUGAAUUCAUGCAGCUCGGCUCGAAAGAGACGGAAAACGAGAGGUUCGCUCAUUACUUCAGCAAGACCUAUCUGAAGACGGGGAGUCUGAUGGCCAAUUGUACUAAAUCGGUCGCCUUACUGGCUGAGGUCGACGAUCACCUGAUAGAGAUGGCCUAUCAAUACGGCAGAAACGUCGGUUUGGCUUUCCAGUUGGUGGAUGAUUUACUGGAUUUCGUGGCUUCGGCAGAAGCUAUUGGCAAACCCGCAGCCGCUGAUCUCAAGCUCGGCCUGGCCACAGCUCCGGUGCUCUUCGCUUGCGAGCGGUAUCCGGAGCUGAACGCGAUGAUCAUGCGCCGUUUCCAAGAGCCCGGGGACGUCGAGAAGGCAUUCGAAUUGGUGCACAAGUCCAACGGUCUCGAGCAGACGAAAUUCAUGGCGAAGAAGCAUUGUGUGGAAGCCACCAGAAUUCUGCAAUCCUUCGUCAAGAGCCCCUACCAAAAAGCUCUCCUUGUUCUGGUCGAUCUGGUGCUCAAUCGCAUGAAAUAGCACCGCAGAGGGCAACGAAGACUCGGACUCGUGGGCGGGAAACGAUUUCGGUUUAUAUUUAUAAUAGUUACCGCCGAACGAUAAGACGGACUGGUGUGGCUAAGUUUUUUGGUUGAAUUUUUUGCAGGGCGUGUGCGAAAGCCGCGCGUGCGUCUCGAAGGAAUCUUCCUUCCAUUCGCGAUGUCAGGCCCGCUCUGGACGAUCUGCCACUCGCGACGGAAUGGCCGAAUUUGCGAGAAAACGAACCUUUUCCUCUUCGUGCGAAAACGCGUCUCGCCACGACAUUUGUUGCACUUGGUUCUUUCCGGGUAGUUUUUGUUUUACGGAUUAGCCGGAAAAGUGGCGUGAGAGAACUUGAAGAAAAUCAAUCGCGGUAUACGGUUCCGCUCGGUCCCCGAGAGGGUUCGUUCGCACGUAGGUUACAAAGUCACACUUUGCGCGGGAUGAAUCUGCCGCGAAUCACAGAUCGUUCAAAGCGAGCUUCCUGCCACUAACCGAAAUAUCGUGUCGGUAUGAAUAGUUCUUCGUAUUUAAGGGUUUUUAUAAGUCGCGGUUAAGUGAGGAAACUCUCUGGUAUAUGAUGGUUAUAAAAUCCUGCUGGUGUAACAUUAAUGAUGUGACGCGAUCGAUCGACACAUGCGUUACCGUUGCAUUGCCGCCCGUGAGUUCAUACCUCAUGCGAAAGAAAACGAGAGAAAAAGAAGAAAAACACAAAAAGAAAAUAGAAAUAGUAAUCCACGCCUCGUAAUUCGUGAACAUUUGUAAACGAUAUUCCCGCCUUUUCUUGGAGGACUCGAACGAUUGUCCGGAAAAGGCGCGACAAAAAGUGCACGAUUACUCCUCUUAAGUGCCUAGGCAUGAUUCGGCCCGCGUGUGAGAGAAGGAGCAUGUAUUUACCUGAUCAUACAAACAAUUAGCCGAACAUAAUGGAUGUAAAUAAAGUAAUCUAUAGCGGUAGAGAUAACGUAUUAGCUUGUUGAUAAUCCUUUGCAUUGAAAAUCUUUCUCGCUGCGUGCAGUCACGUGUCGCAACGACGGUACGAAUUAUACAUCGUUGUAGUCGUUCGUAAAAUGAAAAUAAUACACGAACACGCUUGGAGAUCGCAUUCAACUACCCGAUGACAAUUAUCACGUUACGUCACGUCAGACUGCGUUAAAAAGAGAACUUUAAUAAAUUUUAAUCCGUUAGACGAUUAUUAUAUGUAACGCGUUACGCGAACAGGAAAGAAAGAAUCGGAAACUGAAAAAAGAAUAAAAGAUUAAAUUGUUGUUGCAAUGUAUCCUUGAUCGUGCGUCUUUAUUGUGACCAAUCAAACCGAGUGGAUUCGUAUUUUUUUUUAUAUACAAAAAAAAAACGAGAAAUGCAGAAAUCGUAUGUAAUUCCUUUUAAAUAAAAUCAUAGAAAUAGAUAGGGAAGUAAUAGGGUGCCAAUACCAAUUCUCAUCGCAAGCGCAAUUUGGAGUUUUGCGGAAAACAGUGCGGAGAAUAAAUCUGCCAAAGAAGACGAACCGGUCUUUACGAUUCUCCCGCCGAUUCAGCAAACUCACUUACGCCCUGUUGCAAGUUAAGGUGCACGCUACUGGGGACGUGCGAUGCGGAAUUUUAAGUUAAUAAAGUUGGUUUUGUUCAAAUGGUGUUCGAGGAAAAUACAAUCACGUUUCUUUUGCCACAUUUCGUUAAAUAGAUGAACUGCUCAAAAUAUCAAUAUAAUAUUACCAGAUACGUGUAAGUAUAUAAAUAUCUAAUGUACAAUAAUUUAUAUUUAUGACGCGGAUGAAUGUAUAUAUAUAUUUGCAAUAUAUAUAUAAUUAUAUUGUAACGUCACACGUCACACGAUACGAUAAGUCGUUAACUAAGGAACGGGCGUGUAAUUAUGAUCAAACGUAGAUUUAUUGAAUAAAAAUAAGAGAGAUAGCAAAUUGAGGAGAAAAGAAGCGAAACAUAACUGGGACUAUCAAUCUCCUCCACAUUUUUUGUAAUAUUUAUUUAAACCUUAAGAAGGGAGAGAGAAAGAGAGAGAGAGAUAGAGAGAGAGAGAGAGAGA